CAUUUACAACUGAAUUAGCCUAUACCUGAGAUGCUGACUAAAGGAUAGGCCAUUUAGCCAGGAAAAAUGGCCCAUGGGCAUAUCUUAAUUAACCUCUUACUGACCUCAGAUUUUGCAAUGACCUCUUGCUGACCUUUGAAGGUUUGAAGGUAACCAAUAGAGUUUGUUGUUGAGCCAUCAGGAUUUUUCUACUCACCAUGAGUAACAUUAGUGCCUGGCAGGACAAUAUCAAUGUGACCUCAGCCAUUUCAACCAUUGCACCACCCCAGGACCCCCAGAGUCAUGUUGUGGUGUACAUUCUCAUUCCUCUGGGCUCACUUUUCUUUGUCAUCCUACUAGCAAUAGUGGCUGUGAUACUGCUGAGGAGAAGCAAGAUGGAGAAGCUAAGACAUCACCUGAUGCCAAUGUACAGUUUUGAUCCAGCAGACGAGGAUGAGGAUUGGGAGUCGGAGCUGUUGGAGGAUCAGGACAAGGAACAACAGGUGGCCCUCAGGAUAGAUAGUCCAAGUCCAACUGGGUCUUCUCAAAGAUAUAACUUCAGUUUAAACAGACGCUGACACAGAAUUCCACUCGGAGUGGUUAAAACUUGGAUUCAAACCACUGGACACUGGAUAUCU
Messenger RNA from Ylistrum balloti, 617 nucleotides. RefSeq names its product small integral membrane protein 29-like. The transcript has 5 exons. The record is from RefSeq and is a predicted model, not a curated record. The coding region runs from base 198 to 557 and encodes 119 amino acids. Lineage: Eukaryota; Metazoa; Mollusca; Bivalvia; Pectinida; Pectinidae.